Messenger RNA from Lepus europaeus (European hare), 756 nucleotides. RefSeq names its product alpha-S2-casein-like A. The record is from RefSeq and is a predicted model, not a curated record. Gene Ontology annotation, molecular function: zymogen binding; protein homodimerization activity. Gene Ontology annotation, cellular component: extracellular region. The transcript has 13 exons. NCBI's taxonomy places the organism in Eukaryota, Metazoa, Chordata, Mammalia, Lagomorpha, Leporidae. The coding region runs from base 1 to 756 and encodes 251 amino acids.
AUGAGGUUCUUCGUCUUCACCUGCCUUUUGGCUGUUGCUCUGGCCAAACAUGGGAUAAAGCAGCGCUCUGCCAGUGAGGAGAUUGUCAGCAUCUAUCAAGAAAAAUAUAAGCAGGAUAGUAAUGCGGCCAUCCGAACAAAUCAGGAAACUCCUACCGUUUCAUCUAGUGAGGAAUCUGUCGAAGUACAAACUGAAAAAGAUGAGCAUAUUGAGGAAGAAAAUGUCUAUCUAAAACAGUUGAACAAAAUCAAGCAAAUUUUUCAGAAAUUUUACAUUCCACAAUAUCCUGAAGUUUAUCAACAGCAGGUUGUUAUGAACCCAUGGAAACACGUUAAAACAACUACUUACCCUGUUCCCAUCCCGGAAACUACCAGGAUCCCCCAAGAGGAAAUUUUCAAGAAAAUUGUUGAGAUGAUCAAAUUCAACCAGCUUCACCAGUUUGUCACCCCCCAGUAUGUCCAGGCUCUUCAGCAUCGGGUAGCUAUGACCCCUUGGCAUCACGUAACCCCCUUCCACUCUUUUCCUGUUUUGACUUGCAGCCGAGUAAAGGGCCUGGUGUGUGUGAACCUCUGGAUCUCUACACAUGCGGAGCUGAAGAGGCAAUCCGCUACUCUGCACAGAGCAGUGCUAGUGAACCUCUGGAUCUCUUUGCAUUUGGAGUCGAAGAGCCAGCCCGCUAGUUUUUGCUACGCGGCACAAGGCGACGAUGGGAUCAAGAGGCCAGUGGAGCUGCUGUGUUGCUGCCGCCUCACCUAG